UUUUUUAAAUACGAAGAAUGACAAUAAUUUGCGUCAAAAUUCUGACAAUGACAACCUUUCGCAUCUUAACAAAAUUCUCGCGCCACUUUUGCUCCAAACCGCAGAAACACGUCCAAGUAUGCAUCCUUGGCGCCGACACACUCUUAGGCCAAUCCCUUGCCUUCCUCAUCAAACAAAACCCUGCAAUUUCUGGUCUACACCUCCAGGGCACUUCAAAGGUCGAAUCUAUGGCUCUGGACUUCAACCACUUUGACACCAGAUGCCGAGUUCACUCUUAUUACGACAUGGACAGCGUCAGCAAAUCCGUCAAGUGUGCCGACAUUGUGGUCAUGCUGGGGCUCAACACAAGCACCAGCAAAAUGUCCAUACCCAAGCUGGUCAUGGCUGAGGGCGUCCGAGUGGCCAAACUGGCCGAAACCUGCGCAAAAUACGCCCCGAAAGCUGUAAUUUUAGUGGCAGUGACGCCCAUUUCGGUCACUUUGCCCAUCGUUGCUGAAGUGUAUAAACAGUCGGAUUGGUACCAUCCUGGGCGGCUUCUUGGUUCCGCUGCUCUGGCCGAAGUCAAAGCCAACGCUAUUGCUGGACAUUACCAGACGCUGGAUCCGCAAAUGGUGCAUGUGCCCAUUGUUGGAGGUCCAGAUUUGGACUGCGCUAUCCCUCUUUUUUCCCAAACUCAACCAGUGGGAAUAGCCCAGAAAGAUACAGAUAAGUUGGUCGAGGAAUUCCGGAAGGAAAUCCCACAACCAGCGAUGAGUCACGCAGUGGGGCUCAAUAGGAUGAUCACAGGGAUUGCCACAGGGAUUAACGGGGAUUAUAACGCCAAUGUCUUGGCUUUUGUGCGAACGAAUAUUAUCAAGACGUGUCGAUAUUUGGUGUGCAUCGUAAAAAUGGGCAAAAUGGGCAUUUUGCACAACUACGGUUUGCAGAAGCUGCGGCGCAAUGAAUUGAUCACAUUCGAAGAAACGUGCUUGCAGCUCAAAGCUCGGGAAGAAAUGGCUUCGGAUCUGGUAAAUCGCGAAGAUAAAUGCGCCCUUCCUGCAUUCAUGAUCCGGGAGAUGGAGCGAGAAAAAAUCGAAAAACUUGGAAUUAUACGAUAAUAACGGUGUAACGGCGCCAAUAAAUCCAAUUUGUGAA
This is a messenger RNA of Tribolium castaneum (red flour beetle), 1134 nucleotides long. RefSeq names its product malate dehydrogenase, mitochondrial. Lineage: Eukaryota; Metazoa; Arthropoda; Insecta; Coleoptera; Tenebrionidae. The transcript is spliced from 3 exons. The record is from RefSeq and is a predicted model, not a curated record. Gene Ontology annotation, biological process: tricarboxylic acid cycle. The coding region runs from base 18 to 1097 and encodes 359 amino acids. Gene Ontology annotation, molecular function: L-malate dehydrogenase (NAD+) activity. Gene Ontology annotation, cellular component: cytoplasm; mitochondrion.